AUCGUACCGAGUGACAGCCCGGCUGGUGGCUCCACCCACUUGUGGUUGUCUAUGUAUGAUUGUAAACCCGCUACACCAAAACAAAUGUACCUCUAAGUAAUGUCCGUGUUGUUUUUGGAUACCUAUAUGUAUUUUCUGACUUCCAGAAGAGGAGUCUGGAGAAAAGCGAAUGUAGAACUCGUAUACUACUGCUGUCCACGAAAUUGCUAUCGUAGUGUUAAGACAAAGCAAUGCAAGCUGCUAUACAGAAGAGCUGAACAAAGGAGAUUCAUUCAUACUAAUAACCAAACAAGUGCAUACUCAAAACAUUUUAGACUCUGCACUUCAAAGGCAUUAUAUAUAGCAAAGAAGUCUAUGUCACGAAUCAAGAAUACUUUAGACUCUGUCACUAAAGCUGUAUCAAGCACCCACAGUGAUUUCAUUUCACGAAUUGUACGCCCAAAGCCAAAUGGGACUAGUGCUGGUAAAGAGGACCAUGUCCAGAUAGCUGAAGUCAGCGCCACAAAGGGCGACGUUCUGAAAGGUAAAACUGUGGACAGCGGUAAAGAGCCACUCGUAACUCCUACCAAAACUACCUCUCAUCUCAUUCAAACCAGCCCUGUGGACUCUCCAUAUGAAGGCACUGACUCCAGGGCAAGCCUGUUCCAUCCUAGCAACCUCACUACUAACUUUGGAGAAACUUACAAUUUCCUGGCUAAUCAUAUAAAUUCCUACUUUGCGUUUGACACCAGAAUGGAGAAAAAUAAAAGUUCACUAGAUGCCAAAAACCAAAAUGUGGAAAUAGACGGUGACGAAAAAGAUGUCUCAUCCGCAACAGAAGACACCGCGGUUACCACCAAAAAGAGCAUUUCAAACUUUCUGUCUAAUCAGUCCAACAAUGUCCAUGCCUUUGUGGGAAACUAUCUUGGAGGCUUUGUGCCAAAACUGAAAGCAGAACAGAACAUGAUAGAGAACAAAGGCAAGGAACAAGAACCAGAGGAUGCACAGAGCAAAAAUGAACAAGAACUAACUAAAGAGAAGACUGUAGAUGAUAAAGCAAAGAGACUAUCUCUUCAGAGGGAAAAGAUUAUUGCCCGGGUGAGUGUGGAUAACAGAACAAGAUCAUUGGUCCAGUCAUUGCAAAGAGCCACCGAUCGGAGACUGUGCAUUAAUCGUGUUGAAGAGCUCAGCUGCCACCUGCUGGAAUUUCCUGAAACAAGAGGUGUUGCAGUGAAGGAAAAAGCCAUUCCUUAUUUAUUGCGGCUACGGCAAGCACACGAUGAAACCCUCCAGGCAGCUGUAAGAGAAGCCUUAGCUUUGAUUGGUUAUAACGACCCUGUUAAAGGCAGAGGAAUUCGAGUACUCACCAUCGAUGGUGGAGGUACUAGAGGAAUAGUAGCUCUACAAACUCUCCGCAAGUUAGAAGAACUUACAGGGAAACCGAUUCAUCUUCUCUUUGAUUACAUUUGUGGUGUCAGUACAGGAGCUAUACUGGCCUUUAUGUUGGGUCUAUUUCACAUCCCACUGGAUGAGUGCGAAGAAAUGUACCGUAAACUGGGAAAUGACGUCUUCAAACAGAACGUUAUUCUGGGAACGGUGAAGAUGGGCUGGAGCCAUGCCUAUUAUGACAGCGAAAUAUGGGAAAAAAUGCUGAAGGAAAGAAUGGGUUCAGACCUAAUGAUUGAAACAGCAAGAAAUCCUCAGUGUCCCAAGGUUGCAGCUGUGAGCACCAUCGUUAAUAGAGGAAUAAAAGCUUUUGUGUUCAGGAAUUACAACCAUUUUCCGGGUGUUAAAUCACAUUACAUGGGAGGAUGUCAGUAUAAUCUGUGGCAGGCUAUUAGAGCAUCUUCAGCGGCACCUGGGUACUUCCAGGAGUAUGUCCUUGGAAAUGAUCUGCAUCAGGAUGGAGGAUUACUGAUUAACAAUCCAUGUGCACUGGCCCUUCAUGAGAGUAAGUGUUUGUGGCCAGACGUGCCACUUCAGUGUGUGAUCUCUCUUGGGACAGGACGGUAUGAAGGUGUGGGAAGCACCACAGCAACACACACAAGUCUUAAAGCCAAACUGACCAAUGUGAUCAGCAGUGCCACUGAUACAGAAGAAGUUCACAAUAUGCUGGAUGCCCUGCUGCCACCAGACACCUACUUCCGUUUCAAUCCGGUCAUGAAUGAAGAUGUACCACUGGACGAAAACCGCAAGGAAAAGCUUAAACAACUACAGUUAGACGGCCAAAGUUAUCUAGAGCGAAAUGAAGAGAAACUUAAAAAAGCUGCCAAGGUGCUGAAACAAGAAAGAACAACAUUUCAGUAUAUUUGUGACUGGGUUAAAUUAAAAGGAGAUAUGUAUGAGGGCCUGCCACUCUUUUCUAAGCUCUAAAUUUUCAUCAGUAAAAAUGAUGUUUGUCAAAGAAGCUAUUACCUAGUUUCAUAUCCACGUGCAUACAGAACUAACUAAUAGGGUCUGUAAUAUACCACAUUACCAGUGUGCUGUUUACAUAAUCUCUGGUUGGCAGAAGGUAAAGGGAUCGCUGUGCAAAUUACUGUAAUUGCUAAUGUCCAGAUUAAAUUUGCAGGGAAGGAUCAUUACUCCAUUUAAAGAACAUUUUCCAUUGGUGGACACUCUGUUUCAGAGAAAAUAGGUGUAUAUAUUGUAAAUACUGACUAGCUGACUUUUAUUAUAUUUUUAUUGAUCCAUUGGACUUGUGCAGCUUUAUACAUAACUAUUUAUUUAAAACCUGCUAUUGAUUCCUUUAUGCGUGCGUUGAGCGUUUGAGUAAUUAUCAAGUAAAAGACCAUUCUUGGAAAUUCCGUCCUCACUUUUACUACUACUUUUUAAGCACAAAGUGGGGAGAGAAGCAUUGAAGACUCCAUCCUAAUGCAGUCCUUUCAUCUUCUAGGAAAGAACUUGAAAGUGAUAAACACCCAUCUUAUGCAGUUGUUGUUUUUCUAAAAAACAAAAUAUAUAAAAAUUUAGCUUAUGCUCCAGAUCAUUCCUUCUGUCCAAUCAGUUUGGAUGAGGGCUGUUCAAAAGGGAGCCAUCCAGCCUACCUGUAUCAUAAAGUGUCCACUAACUCACUGGAGAGUCACCUGUACUUUGCUUAGUAAAAUGGCUGGCACUUUCUGUAUGUAAACCACUGGACAGUCUGCUUUGUUGUAUAUACCUUUGCACCUUUUCUACUGUUUAUAUGCUUUUUAAUGCAUGCAAACAGCAAAGUGCAGUAAAUUUUAUUAUUGCAAAUAGUCUUGUUCUCAUGCCUAUAUUUUUUAUGUAUGCUGGCC
Molecule: messenger RNA, 3254 nt
Organism: Nanorana parkeri
Lineage: Eukaryota; Metazoa; Chordata; Amphibia; Anura; Dicroglossidae
Gene: PNPLA8
Product: patatin like phospholipase domain containing 8
Exons: 10
Coding region: 100-2352 (750 amino acids)
Biological process (GO): arachidonate metabolic process
Cellular component (GO): membrane
Source: RefSeq, a predicted model, not a curated record